Phaeodactylum tricornutum CCAP 1055/1 is the source of this 3528-nucleotide messenger RNA. RefSeq lists its product with no specific name. Bases 1 to 3528 code for a protein of 1175 amino acids. The transcript has a single exon. The record is from RefSeq and is a predicted model, not a curated record. NCBI's taxonomy places the organism in Eukaryota, Bacillariophyta, Bacillariophyceae, Surirellales, Neidiaceae.
AUGACGUCCCGUCGGGUGGAAACGACGAUCGUCCGGGUCAAGAGCAAGCACUUCACGACGUCGCGCAAACUCGUGACGCCGCAGUUAUCCUCCAGCGAUGAUGAAAGCGAGGAAGACGGAUCCGCCUGUUAUUCCUCCGAUACUCAGAACACACCAAGUUCGCAAGGUGGAUCCUUGUAUUCACAGUCAGCCGCAACGGACGACGAGGAUCGUGCCUCUUGGGGGGACGACGACAACAACGAAAACGAAGGUCGUGAUUGUACCUCCAGCGGGGAAGAUUCCGACUGGACUACGGAAGAACAAGCUCACCAACGCGGAUCUGUCAAAAACCGUCUGCCUCUUAGUCCACGAGCGUUUGCCACUCCUUUAAGAUUGGGUCGGCGCGCAACAUCAUUGGGGUACAACACACCACCGGCAUCAGCCAAGGAACGCCGUUCUCAUGGACGGGAGAAAAAGAAAAUUGAGAUCAACAAAGAAAAGUGGACCCCGCUGUCGAAAAGGAAUCAAAAACAUAGCACGAGAUCGAACAGCCGUUUUGUAAAUACCAAAAGGGUGCCAGCUUCCGAGAUGAUCCGCUCGAAAAAGCCUGGUGAAUCUACAAAACCGCUGUCGGCACCACCCAGGCGCCAGUCAGCCACACGGCUACGUAAAGAAAAGAUACGAGCUUUAAUGGCUACCGUCGUCUCAAAAGAUUCUAUUGACGUCUCGGUGCCGCUGCCAAAUUCCACGGGAGCGGACGAAGCCGAUGCAGUGGCCCGCGAUUUGCAAGCCAUGGGUUAUGACCUGGACUGUCGCUCCUUCUUAACCACAGCGGAUACUAAGGACUCCGCAGAGCGAUACAAUGCUUCUCUAUCCAACGCGCGAAGAAGGAAGAGGAUGGAUAUUACAUUUUCGGCGGACGAAGGGAAUGAAUCUCUCGACGGUAGAAUCCCCCAUCAGAGUACUGAACAGAAACUGAUCAAGGAACAGCCCAGCAACUCGAAUACGGCAUCUCCUUUCACUGCUUCGGUACUGUCAAAAAAUCUUUCGGGUCUGGACCUGACGGCAAAGAAAACAAAUCACAGUCAAUUCUUGACGAAAAAAGAGCCUGAUUGGAACGUGCCGUCACCGAUCACCAGAGGACAAGAAGCCGCACCCUCCCAAAACCUUGACCUCUCUGAGGCUCUUCUCCAAACUGAGGCGUCUUUUGCAAGUCCCAAAUUGUCCUGUGAGCUAAAAAAAACAGAUGCUGGAACCCAUCAGUUGGCUGUUGACAUGACGCCUUGUCGCAGUACCUUCCAACGCCUAAAGAAUCGACUUAGCAAAGCAGGGUCUGAGGCAACUUCUGAUCUCUCUUCGCACGGCUCACAGCACGGCACGGUGUUUUCGAAUUCGAUCGAAACGAACACAUCGUCUAAACUGCGAGAGCCCUCGAGCAAAAAGGCGAAAGUGAAAAAAUCAAUUUCCAUCGGAAAAUUCCCGCUGAGGAAGUGUAGUUUGAUGCCUCGGUCGCAGAAGGCGAACACAACGGAUUGCAGUUGUGUCCCGAAAACGACGGUGUACUCAUCCGUCACUAUUCCACCCACCGAGAAGGUCUUACCUUUAAAAAAAAGAUGCUCUGGAAAUUGUUCACAGUCGGCGAAAAUGGAACCGAAGCAUUGUCUCGUAAAAUCGAGCGAAGAGCCUCCUGUCCCAACUACGCAUCUCUCGCCUGAAAAGGACCCCGAAUCUUUGUAUGCUGCCUCGCCAUCCAUGUCAACUUUGCCGCUUCUAUCGGGACUCGCUGGUCCUAAAGAAAUUCUCCAGAUGCCGCACCCUGAUUCUCGCUCUUUUGAUAUGCAUGAGCUUUUAAGUUUGGACGAUACGCUCUAUGAAGUGGCAAGAUUGGAUCUACAAUCACCUGCUGAACAAUGCAAUCCUUCUAAGAAAUUCCGGAUCAUAAAACGUCUAAUCGAUGGGCGAAAGGGUGUAUUAUCAGUCCAUAAACCUGUCGAGCUUGAGCAAGAAGUACAACCUCCUCGGCGGUUGAUGGGGGAAAAACUAAAGAAAAGACUUACAAGCGUAGCAAAAGCGAAGCACAUCCUCGGAUUCUUCAAAAAGCGUCUUACUACCUCAGAUGAAUCUAUUUGUCUUGCGAAAUGCACAGAAAUUGCCGGGCAUGAAAUUUUUCCUGCAUCAGAAAGCGUGUCAAUUCCGAAAGCGCCCGAUCUCCUGAUGUCAGAAGAACACCAGAAAUUGCAAGGUGAGCCAAUCCCUUCAACCGGAAGUGUGAGCGGUGGGCUUACUCAGCGAGUCUACGACAACAAAUGCCCGUCCAAACAUGAUCAGCUCGGAUUUUCGUCGGACAAUAGCGGCUUUCCGCAUGUCACUGAAUGCAUUGGCGAGGUAAUCGAGGCGUAUCUGAAGAUUGAAAAUGGCGAAAAGGUUGUUCUGCCUUCUCCAAAGCCGACGACUUCUCUCAGCAAAGUAGUUGGGGAACGGAAAAGGGGUGGUUGCGGUUUUGAAAUUUCUUCGUCCAAUGUGGCCAAUUCUGCGAAAGGAGAUGCCUCUGAUCAUGCUGAAGAUUGCGCCCUGGAGCAAUUGGUCCAUUUAAAAUCAGCAAACUGCAUCGCUUCCAAAAGGAGGGAAUGCGAAGAUUCUGAGCCACGCCCAUUGGGGAAUGGUCCGAAAGAUUCCGAACUUCUUCCUUCAGUGCCUCCAACAAGCUUAGGCGGUUCUAUCAGUGGAAUGGAAACCUCAGAGCAUUUAUCGCGUUACCCGAUUGAAUAUUGUGACGAUAACCGCGCUACAAUUAGCAACGCACAGCGCCUGCCAGCUAUUCAGGAAUCCUACUCCCCUGAGACCGAUAAAACGGCGGUCUCCAAAGAAAGACCUCCGAUCACCCCUCACACUUUGAAGGAAAGGAAACGCUGGAAUAGGAGUCACAAGGACAAGAGUCCGAUGACCGGCAGAAAGUCGACCCAGCCGCAAUCGCCAAACGACCGAAGCUCCAUUCCUCUAAACCUGGGCGAAGCCACGAAAGGUGUGCAUUCUGAACCUAGUAAUGUUCUUCGACGAAAUCUAUCGAAGCUAUCCCGGAAGAGUAGUAUAUCCCGGCAAUCUGGAAAGGUCGGCUCUCACAACAAUAGUGAAUCACGGAUGGGGAAUCCAAAGAACAUGAUUUCUGCUUCAACGCUGGUAGUUGACAGCCCGAAGAAACAAAUUACUACCAAAAAGUCUAGGACCACGUCCAAAGAAGGCGAAAUGGACUGGCUUGAUGAUUUGGAUCAGCAGCUAGAUGCUGCGCUUUCGGCAUUGUCCUUAGACUCCUCUUUGGGUGAUGUGGAAACUGCCAUAAAGACUCUCAAGAAGCACGCGAAGCGUCUCGGCGUCAGCGAAAAUGAUUUGCUACUCGCAGUGAAAAGUGAAGACACAUCCUUCCCGACAAUCUAUUCCGGACAGGAUGGAGAGUCGGUUCGUACUCUUACUUUCGGAGAGGAAAUGCUGUACGCUGUGACAAACCUAUUUGAAACAGGCAGAAGUUCUCAGGCAAAAACAAAAUCAAUGUAA